This is a messenger RNA of Morone saxatilis (striped sea-bass), 4869 nucleotides long. It is a transcript of the gene atxn2, whose product is annotated as ataxin 2. NCBI's taxonomy places the organism in Eukaryota, Metazoa, Chordata, Actinopteri, Moronidae. Gene Ontology annotation, cellular component: cytoplasmic stress granule. Gene Ontology annotation, biological process: cytoplasmic stress granule assembly. The transcript is spliced from 24 exons. Gene Ontology annotation, molecular function: RNA binding. Bases 395 to 3664 code for a protein of 1089 amino acids. The record is from RefSeq and is a predicted model, not a curated record.
UUGUCCCCUUUCAGACUGUUUUGGUCUUUUCGCUGUUAGCAACGGAAAGAAACCCGAGAUAGCUGUAAACCGUAUUUUGAGAUAAUCUAAUUUUGUUGUUAGGACUACAUAAGAAAUCGACAAGAGGUGUUACAUCCAUGUUUAUUUCGGAAGAGUAAUUGGCGCGCGUUGUCUUUUUUAAAUAUUGUUUAUUUCUGUUUUAAUAGGAAUUGUACAGAUUGCUAAUCCAGCUAGCGACUGUUAGCCAGCUAGCUUCAUAGCAUAGCAUCUCCCUCCAGAGGCACGUUGACGUUAGCCUGCGAGCUGUCACACAAACACACACACACCGUCUCGUCGUCAAGAAGCUGCGGUGUGAAGCUGGUCGUUUUGAGACGCUGUCUUUUAUGGGAUCACAAUGUCAAUGAAGGCCGGUGGAAAUCGCAGCAAGCCCGGCGGCGGCAACACCGCUGGUGCCGCCGCCUCCGGUGCCGGAGGAAGCGGCGGGGGAAGACAGAAUCUGGGCAGAGGAAGACACAGUGGUAAAGGUCCCGCAGCAGUCAAUUUCAAUGGUGUAUAUGCAAAUAUGAGGAUGGUCCAUGUCUUGACUUCAGUGGUGGGGGCCAAGUGUGAGCUGAAAGUGAAAAACGGAGCAGUCUAUGAAGGAGUAUUUAAGACAUACGGUCCAGAGUGUGACCUGGUGUUGGAUGCAGCCCACAGAAAGAGCCCCGAGCCAAGCAUAGCCCCCAGGAAAGAAGAUAUUGUGGAGAGCAUCAUUUUCAAGGCCUCAGAUGUGGUAGUGGUGACCUUCAAAGAUGUGGACCUGAAUUUUGCCAGGAAAGUCUCCUCUGACACAGACAACUUCACAGAUGCAGCAGUGAGCAGUAGGAUCAAUGGCGAGCAUAAAGAGAAAGAUCUAGAGCCCUGGGAUGGAGGAGAGACCCACAACUCUGACAGCCUUGAGUCUCUGGAUACGGAUGUGUCAAACGGGUGGGACCCCAAUGACAUGUUCAAGUACAAUGAGGAGAAGUAUGGAGUGUUGUCUACAUAUGACAGCAGCCUGUCCACAUAUACGGUCCCCCUGGAGCGGGACAACUCAGAAGAGUUCCUCAAGAGGGAGGCGCGUGCCGCCCAGCUGGCAGAGGAGAUUGAGGCCAGUGCCACAUACAAGGCCCGUGUGGCCCUGGAGAACGAUGAACGCUCCGAGGAGGAGAAAUAUACUGCUGUGGUGCGAGGGGAAAGGGAGACUCACACACUUAGCAGAGAGAACAAGUACAUUCCUCCAGGUCAGAGAAACAGGGAGGCGAUGUCCUGGGGACCGGGACGUCAGAAUUCACCUCGUCUGGCUCAGAGCUCAGCUGGGCCCUCAGCUCCUCGACCAGGACCUCACGACUACAGUCCCAGCUCUGGAGCCGACCAGAGGGUGGUUAACGGAGGUUCAUCCCAUUGGCCCUCACCCUGUCCGUCUCCUUCCUCCCGCCCCCCCUCUCGUUACCAGUCUGGCCCCUCCUCCCUGCCUCCCCGGGCGACCACGCCCACCAGGCCACCCUCCAGACCCCCCUCUCGACCUUCCAGGCCUCCCUCUCAUUCAUCCCACCCCUCCUAUCCCUCCUCCUCAUCCUCCUUUUCUCACCAUGGGCCCACGUCGCCAGCCUCUACUCUGCCCAAACGCAUGUCUUCAGAAGGUCCACCCAGGAUGUCUCCAAAAUCCCAGCGGACGCCUCGUGCUCACAGAGUGCCACCCUGCCGGACCACUGGAGUCCCUCCAGGAGUGGAUUUAAUUUCCCACAAUGCCCCUGGAGAGGUCCCAGUGACUCCACCAACCAGGAGCAGCUCCUCUGGAGGGACAUGGUCCUCGGUGGUUAGUGGAGCUCACAGACCUCGCUCCCCCCGGCAGAACAGUAUGGGUGGAGCCUCCACUGGCUCCUCCUCCCUCCCGUCACCCCAGACAGGAACAGCUCCUGUGGAAACUGCUGCUACACCUACGUCGGCUUCCUCUCCUACUGCUGCUAGCCCCGCCCCCAACAUGGUUGCCUCUCCUUCAGGAGAUGCAAAAGAGUGUCGUGUCCAGGAGACAAGACAAACAUCACCUACGGCAAACAAGGAGAACAUCAAGCCCUUGGACAGCUCACCUAGUAUCACCAGACCAGUCUGUAAAGGACCCCCUUCUAUGGCACCAGACCACAGAAAACAAAUAGAUAAUUUAAAGAAAUUUAGUGUAGAUUUUAGGUUGCAGUCUAGUUCAAACUCAGACGCUGCCUUUGACCAGAUGAUGACCAAGCCUCCCAGAGAUCCAGCAGACAAGCCUAAAGACCUUCCCCUGGACAAAGCCUCCACAGCGGGGCGGGAGGGCUCCGAAGAGGGUGUUGUGAUUGCUGCUGGUACCUCCGGUGGUGCCUCUGCUCCAUCCAACGCCACCACAAACACCAGUAAGCCUGGCAGCCCCGCUGCACUGUCCCCGUCUCCUUCAGCCCCAGACCAGAAGAGGGCGGGGCUUGAUGUGACAUCGCAGGGAGUUCAGACGACAGCGACGUCCACAUUCAGUGGACCCAAGCAUGAAGAGAAAGAGGAGAAAAAGGAGGCAGUACAAGAUCAAGUGAGAAAAUCAACCCUGAACCCAAAUGCCAAUGAGUUCAAACCCAGGUUCAAUACGCAGCCCAAACCAGCCAACACCCCGACGCCUCCCCGGCCUCAGGGCCAGCCCAGCCCCUCCAUCGUGGUGCAGCAGCCCACGGCUGUGUACGGCCAGACAGUCUGCUUCCCCCAGAUGUAUCCCCUCACACCAGUCAGCCCCGGAGUGCAGAAAAGCAUAAUAUGGAAGUCUCCAGCUAUGUACCAGGUUCAGAUGCCUCAUAUGACAGUCAGCCAGUCUAAACCCUACAGACCAGGUAAAGUACCCAACAUGCCCCAGCAGAGGUCGGACCAGCACCACCCCCCUGGCACGCCCACCAUGAUGCACCCAGCGACGGCAGCAGGUCCACCUAUUGUAGCACAGAGCCCCGCCUACUCUACCCAGUACUUCACCUGCAGCCCGCAGCAGUUCACCAGUCAGCAGCUGGUCCAGCCCAUGACACAUUAUCAAUCACAGCCGCAGCAUGUGUUCAGUCAGGUUAUGCAGGGCAACGCCAGGAUGAUGGCCCCUCCUACGCAUGGCCAACCCAGCCUUGUCUCUUCCUCAACUACACAGUACCCAGAGCAGACACACACCAUGUAUGUGUCUCCAGGGCCGAUGCCUCAGCAGUACCCCCACCCCAGCGCAACCUUGCACCCUCACCCACAGCACCCCCAGCCCUCUGCCACACCUACAGGCCAAGGCCAGCAGGGUGGUCCCCCACAACAUGGAGGCCCUCCUAGCCACCCAGCUGCCAGCCCAGUACAGCACCAGCAGCACCAGCAGGCAGCAGCAGCGGCAGCAGCAGCCCAGGCCCUCCACCUGGCCAACCAGCCCCCGCAGCAGCAGAUGUACUCUGCUUUGGCCGCCACGCCCCCCUCCAUGACCCCGGGGCCCAACCCUCAGUCUCCCCAGGCAUCGUUCCCCUCUGCCCAGCAGACUGUCUAUAUACACCCACAGCAGGUGCAGCACGGCUACAACCACAACCACAUGGCACACGUGCAGCAGGUAGGUCACAACCACAGCAGCUCCAGCCAAGUAAUCAGAUUGGCAGUGUUUCCUGUGAGGGGAUUUUGAAUGUGGGAGUGAAUAAAUCUGGGAUCACUUCCAGCAGGUGUUUAAGUUUAUGAAUGGUCAUAUUUAGGUGAUAAUGCUGCGAGUGCAGUGGAUGGUUGUUUGGCAGUCUGACCCAGUUCAGGUUAGGAUGCGUAUCAUUUCUCUUCUUGUAGGUGAGUUUUAGUUAUGAGAGGAAGAACAACGCUUUUUCAUUCAGUCCAACCGUGUUCUAAUAGAUAAUAGAUGCAGUGCUAACUCUUUGGUAACCGUGGAGUUGUGGCCAUUUUCUGUCAGUUCACCGCUCUCGGAAAUACACUCAUUCGCUUUGGUUAGAGAGUUAGAUGAGAAUAUCUUUACACACAGACACAAUCUGUGUGUGUGUGAGUAAAGUAUGGACUUUGACUCAGGACGGUAUGAUUACACACUAACGUAAACAUACCUCUGAAUAUUCUGUUUCUGCCAACAGGGCCUCCGAAAUGUUGAACACUGCACCUUUUUAAACGUUUAUCUUUGUUUAAUCUGCUCACAAACAGAAGCGUAAAAGUGAAGUAGUGACUGUGUGCAGCUCCGUGGAGUCUUUAACAUCACAGUGUGGUUGUCAGGUUUAACACCUUAGUUCCUGUACAGAGACCCCUUAGACCAAAACCUGUUCCCACGAAAGCCACACAUUGCACUUUUUACAUUUCAGUUGUGUGUAAGGAUUAAACAAAUGAGAGACAUCAUGUGAAUUCAUGUUUUAGAUUUGUUAGUAGUAAGUUGAACUUUUAGAGAAGGCCAGACCGGCUGUUUUCCCCUUCCUCGCACUGUUACCGUAUGCUAAGCUAGCUAGUCUAAUUGCCUCCCGACUCCAGCUUCAUACUUAAUGCACAAACAUGAGACUAAUAUUGAUCUCUUCUCACUCUCAAAGAGAAAGCAAAAUAGUUUUGCUCAAAAAAUAUAUCUAUUUAACAAAUGCAGACUUGUUGGCUGAAAAAAAUAUAUCUGUCAGCAAAAUUCCUAAAUAGUUCUGCAUCAUAUUAGUCAUUUGUUUGGCACAAGCAUGCUCUACUCCACGUCCCCCCACACCCUGGUCACAACCACAGAGGCAGGAGCUGUGAACGCUGUAACACCGAAACCGCCUGUUUCAUCUUUUUAAUGAACUUGUCUCUCUUCCUUCCGUCUGUCUUCCGCUGUCGUUCUCACUUUGUGUCACACUUUUGCCCUCGCCGUCACACUCACUGACACAC